Molecule: messenger RNA, 1653 nt
Organism: Exophiala spinifera
Lineage: Eukaryota; Fungi; Ascomycota; Eurotiomycetes; Chaetothyriales; Herpotrichiellaceae
Exons: 2
Coding region: 1-1653 (550 amino acids)
Biological process (GO): transmembrane transport
Cellular component (GO): fungal-type vacuole membrane
Molecular function (GO): transmembrane transporter activity
Source: RefSeq, a predicted model, not a curated record
AUGGCACCGUCCAACUCGGUCGAACUCGGCGAGCAGAGGUCCCCUGUGGGCGGCGAAACUGGCACGAGUAGAGACUACAAUGACGACGAGACUGUCGCAGUUGACGAUCUGGAAAUCAGUGCCCUUCCACCCUCUAUGAGAUUGUCCAACGGAGGCAAAGCACGAGUCAUCGCGGGCAAUGCUCUUCUUCAACUUCCUAUAUGGGGCUUCCCCAUGACCUACGGUCUCUUUCAGGACUUUUACACCUCCAGCUGGCCUCUUUCCGGCUCACCCUCAGGGACGGGCGUCAUCGGCACGACGUCGAACGGUAUCAUCUACCUCUGCAUGCCGUUCCUGUUCGCGGCCCUCAGUCAACGCUGGGCGCACUUGCGGCGCAGGGUGUCAUACCUGGGCAUCGCGCUCGCGACACUCAGCUUCAUCUUGUCGUCGGUCAGCACGCGGUCGUGGCACCUGGUAGCCACGCAGGGGGUGCUCGCGGCGCUCGGGUCGGCGCUGCUCUACAGUCCCACGACGCUCUCGCUGGGUGAGAGCUUCACCAUCGACAGCCGGGCGCUCGCGUACGGGGUGAUCUACUCGUCCAAGAACAUCGUGGGCUCGACGUGUCCGUUCCUCCUGCGUGGUCUGCUCGACGCCUACGGCUUCCGCAACACGAUGCGCAUCUGGACCGCCAUCGUCACCUUCACGAGCGUGGCCGCAAUGCUUCUGCUUCCCCAAGACACCCUUUCCACCCAGCCCGCCGUGCCCAUCGGCCAUCGUCAUCAUCACACAACUCGGAGCAGUCAUUCUGCCACUACUACGGCCGGUACUACCACUACAACCUCUUUCAACUCGGAACACCAACACCACCAACAACAACAAGAAGCAGAAGAAGAAGAGGAGGAGACGUCUCGUCCUCGCGCAUCGCACGCCCCACGUCCACCGCGUCGCACGUCAUGGCACUUUCUCUCAUACCGCACGUUCCACAUCUACAUCGUCGCCACGAUGCUGCAGUCGUCGGGCUACGGCAUCCCGCAGACGUACGUCAACAGCUACGCGCACUCGGAGGCGCGGCUCUCGGCGACGUCGGCCACGCUGCUGCUCACGCUGUUCAACGUGCCGGGCAUCCUCUCGAGCGCCUUCUUCGGCUGGCUGAGCGACAACCGCUUCCGCCCGCUGUCGGCCACCGCCACCACCGCCCUCUCGAGCGUCACGUCGGCCCUCUCCGUGUGGCUGCUCUGGGGCCUCGCCCCGGCCCGCGGCCGCGGCGGCGGCGGCUCCAACAUGGCCAUCCUGUCCCUGUUCAGCGUCGUCUUCGGCUUCUUCGCCAGCGGCUACAGCUCGACCUUUGGCGGCGUGUGCAAGCAGCUCGAGCGCGAGGCCGCCGAGCGCAACCAGGCCCUCGACUCCGGCGUGGUGUUCGGCAUGCUCAACGGCGCCCGCGGCGUCGGCUACGUCGUCGGCGGCGUCGCGGGCGUGAGCCUGUUGAGCGUCGGGGAGAAGGCCUUGGACGGCGGCGGCGGUGGACUCUCGGGUGGCCGUGCGGCCUACGGGACGGAGUACGGCCCUCUCAUCGUCUUCACGGGCCUCACCAUCAUCUUCGGAGGGUGGAGCGUUGCCUGGAAAAUCUUCAACCGGAGGGUCUUCAACUUGAUGUUCAAAUGCUUCAAGAGCUAG